Pundamilia nyererei is the source of this 3178-nucleotide messenger RNA. It is a transcript of the gene avl9, whose product is annotated as AVL9 homolog (S. cerevisiase). Gene Ontology annotation, cellular component: cytoplasm. NCBI's taxonomy places the organism in Eukaryota, Metazoa, Chordata, Actinopteri, Cichliformes, Cichlidae. The coding region runs from base 170 to 2059 and encodes 629 amino acids. The record is from RefSeq and is a predicted model, not a curated record. The transcript has 16 exons.
CCCAUUUGGCCAGUGGGGACUAAGCGGAAGAGAAAAUCAUCUCUGCUGUGCUGCUGUCUGUCUGUCACAUAUUCAGGGAGAUAUAGACAGAAAAGUCGGCCUCGGUUAGCUGUGUUUACAUCCAAUUCCGGAGCUAAAACAACGCUAGACUGCGGGUACAGGAGCGGGGAUGGAGCCUCAGGGCAGAGACGAAGGGAAGGGGCCGGUGCUGCACAUCGUGGUGGUUGGAUUUCACCACAAAAAAGGCUGCCAGGUCGAAUUUUCUUACCCGCCGCUGAUGCCAGACGAGGGUCAUGACAGCAACCUGCUCCCAGAAGAGUGGAAGUACCUCCCGUUCCUGGCUCUUCCUGACGGAGCUCACAACUACCAGGAGGACACGGUGUAUUUUCACCUGCCGCCUCUCAGUGGAGACACAAAGUGUGUCUAUGGAGUGUCCUGUUAUCGUCAAAUAGAAGCAAAGGCCCUAAAGGUCCGGCAGGCUGAUGUCACCAGGGAGACUGUUCAGAAGAGCGUCUGUGUCCUCAGUCGAGUGCCUCUCUACGGUCUGCUCCAAGCCAAACUUCAGCUCAUCACACACGCCUACUUCGAGGAGAAAGACUUCUCACAGAUCUCAAUCCUGAAGGAACUGUACGACCACAUGAACAGCUCUCUGAGGGGCUCAGCUCUGGACGGAUCACAGGUUUAUCUAGGGAUGUCGCCGAGAGAUCUAAUCCUGCACUUCAGACACAAGGCUCUCAUCCUCUUUAAGCUCAUUUUGCUGGAAAAGAAGGUCCUGUUCUAUGUGUCUCCUGUCAACAGACUAGUAGGAGCUCUGAUGACAGUGUUAUCGCUGUUUCCAGGCAUGAUCGAACACGGCCUGGUGGACUCGUCCCACUACAGACCUAAGAGCAGCGUGUCGGAGGACCAGAGUUUAGUGGAGAGUGUCUCGGGUGCCGAAGAGUUCGUCUCUGUGUCUGUCACCGACAUCGAUAGCUCCGCCCUUGACCUCGGGGUGGAGACGGCCCAGCCUGCCACAGAAUCCUCUGGGAAUAGCUCAGAGGGCGACAAUCACCACCUCAAGCCGCCCUCACGCAUCUCUCCCGAGUCCUCCGAGAGCGAGUGGGAGACUCUGGACCCCAGCGUGCUGGACGAAGGUGGACCGCAAGAGGCACCUUCUGAGACUGAGCCAGAGCUCCCGGAAACAUUUGACUCCAAACCCGGAACGCCGAUCACAGUGCAGCCGCAGGCAGUCACCGGUCAGGGAGGGGUCACCCAGGGCCUGGUGUCAGGUCUGGAGGAGGAUCAGUACGGCCUGCCACUCGCCAUCUUCACUAAGGGUUACCUGUGCCUGCCCUACAUGGCGCUGCAGCAGCAUCACCUCCUGUCAGACGUGACGGUGCGAGGCUUUGUCGCCGGAGCAACCAACAUCCUCUUCCGUCAGCAGAGGCACCUCAGUGACGCCAUCGUCGAAGUGGAAGAAGCUCGUAUCCAGAUCCAAGACCCCGAGCUCAGAAAGAUGUUGAGUCUGACCACUGCAGACCUGCGCUUCGCCGACUACUUGGUCAAACACGUGACGGAGAACCGCGACGAUGUCUUCCUGGACGGGACAGGCUGGGAGGGUGGAGACGAGUGGAUCAGAGCCCAGUUCACCCUCUACCUUCACUCCUUACUGUCUUCUGCAUUACAGCAAGAUAGCGAGCGGCUGCUGGCAGAUUACGGGGCACCUUUCGUCACAGCGUGGAAGAUCACCCACAACUACCGGGUGUGGUACAGCAACAAGCACCCCGGCAUGACCGCCGUCACCCCAGGACAUCCGUUCCAGGGUCAGUACAGCGUAGCCGACGUAAAGCUACGACUCUCACACUCGGUGCAGAACAGCGAGCGAGGGAAGAAGAUCGGAAACGCCAUGAUGACAACCAGUCGCAGUGUAGUCCAGACUGGGAAGGCAGUCGGUCAGUCAGUGGGAGGAGCAUUGACCAGCGCCAAGACGGCCAUGUCCACCUGGUUCUCCACAUUGGCUCAGCCGGCACCAGCAUCCACCCCAGCCUGUCCUGAACCUGCCACUGCAGUCAAACCGUGACAACUGACACCCCCGGAAAUCCUCAUUGACUCUGUUUCUGUGUCAUCCUCUGAUUGUGAAGCUUGGGGGCCGACAGAGUGAGCGCUAGUUUCAUGAAGGAUAGUAAAUCUCUAUUCAAAAUCAAAUGAGAGCCAUCUGAAAUAUACAGCCAUAAGUUGGUGUUUCUGGCACUUUUUUCCAGCAUCAUAUUUGCGGGGCGCAUCCCAGACAAGGAGGCAGACACUGCCUUUGUGUUACCUGUACAGUCCAUAACCACUGUGAGGCAGAGACUGCCACUGCUUUUCAUCAAAGCCAGAAAAUUCAGCAGGUUGCAUUAUUAUGUCUGACCGCCUCUUUCUCACUGCUGCCGUUUGUAUUGCUGGAUGCUUUCCUGUGAGACACUAGAGAUGCUGUUCUGGGGUUUGCAGUGUUCACUCUGUGCUGCAUAUCUAUACAGUUUGUCUAAAAAGGUGACUAUUUUGCUGAGAAAUGACAUUAAGUAAAAUAUAUAUAGAAAACAUAAGUCACAGCAUUGAAUGGAAAAGCAUGAUCUGUGGUCCCUUGAAAGUUUUAAUGGUACACAUUUUGAAUGCAGUCUGGAUCCCGUUUACCCGUCCCCUGUGGUAACAUUGUGGUUAAUGCAGUAACAGCGUGAAAUAUAACGUAUCACUUACAACAGCAAAUCAAGUGGUAAUGAAUCAGAAUUAUUGUUUUUAAUUUAACAGGACUGAUUUAAAGUGAAAAAAUCAAAACAAAAACUUCUUUAUAAUAGUCGCUAACAUCAUCAAAUUUAGCAAGCUAAUGCUACUUUUUAGCUAGCUUGAGAAAAAGAAUAUUAUAAGGAACAUUAUUGAUUGCUUGAUUUUUUUUUUUAAACAAAUAACAAACAAACAAACAUAGCCAAUGAAAAGUAAGUUAAAAUUUCUGUAUUAUUUAAAAUUUUUGAUUUACUUUUAAGUUGAAAUUAUAAGAUACCCAACUUCAAAUGUUGACUCCUCUAGAAGCUAACCUGAAAUUUUAAUUUAUGGAUAGUAAAAAAGUCAGAAACAAGCUUUCCUAGAAAACAUGCAGUUAUAAUGAUUGACAUUUUUUUGAAUAUUGUUUUUAAAAAGAGAAGAAUUUAAUAAGAUGAGUCUAACA